Messenger RNA from Conger conger (European conger), 1660 nucleotides. Its product is annotated as L-lactate dehydrogenase A chain-like. Gene Ontology annotation, cellular component: cytoplasm. The coding region runs from base 4 to 1005 and encodes 333 amino acids. The transcript is spliced from 7 exons. Lineage: Eukaryota; Metazoa; Chordata; Actinopteri; Anguilliformes; Congridae. The record is from RefSeq and is a predicted model, not a curated record. Gene Ontology annotation, biological process: carboxylic acid metabolic process. Gene Ontology annotation, molecular function: L-lactate dehydrogenase (NAD+) activity.
GCCAUGGCAUACACAUACAAUAAGUUGAUCGCUCGCGUCAUGGACGAGGAGCCGGUGGGCUCCCGGAAUAAGGUGACGGUGGUGGGCGUUGGGAUGGUGGGCAUGGCCUGUGCCAUGAGCAUCCUGAUGAAGGAGUUGGCAGAUGAAGUGGCCCUGGUCGAUGUGAUGGAGGAAAAGCUGAAGGGCGAGGCCAUGGACCUGCAGCAUGGGGGGCUUUUCCUGCGCACACCCAAAAUCGUAGCCAGCAAAGACUACAGCGUAACGGCGAACUCCAAGGUUGUUGUGGUGACGGCCGGAGCCCGGCAGCAGGAAGGCGAAAGCCGUCUCAACCUGGUGCAGCGCAACGUCAACAUUUUCAAGUUCAUCAUCCCCAACAUCGUCAAGCACAGCCCCGACUGCAUCAUUCUCGUCGUCUCCAACCCAGUGGACAUCCUGACGUAUGUGGCCUGGAAGCUGAGUGGCUUCCCCAGGCAUCGUGUCAUCGGCAGUGGCACCAACUUGGACUCUGCCCGCUUCCGCUUCCUGAUGAGCGAGAAGCUUCACGUCCAUCCAUCCAGCUGCCAUGCCUGGGUCAUCGGAGAGCACGGGGACUCAAGCGUGCCCGUGUGGAGUGGUAUGAAUGUGGCCGGGGUCUCCCUCCAGAAACUGAACCCAGAGAUGGGAACAGAUACCGAUCAGGAAGACUGGAGAUAUGUGCACAAGAGGGUGGUAGAUGGUGCCUAUGAAGUCAUUAAACUGAAGGGAUACACGUCCUGGGCAAUUGGGCUGUCUGUGGGAGACCUGGUAGAGUCCAUCAUCAAGAACCUGCGCAAGGUGCACCCAGUAUCCACGCUAGUCAAGGACAUGCACGGGGUGAAGGACGAGGUGUUCCUGAGCGUGCCCUGCGUGUUGGGCAACAGCGGCCUGACAGACGUGGUGAAGAUGAGCCUGAAGCCUGAGGAGGAGAGGCAUCUGGUCAGGAGUGCGGAGACCCUGUGGAGUGUGCAGAAGGAGCUGUCCUUGUGAGAUAUCGACCGCACCUCAAUCACCGCCCCAACCGCAUACACACCCAAAAACAGCCCUGCUCUGACUCCAUCCCCUUCCCAUCCCCCCGGCCCUGUCAACACAGACCUCCGGUCUCCCUGUAGUGCCCCCUGGCAGAGAUGAGUCCUCACUGUAUGCUCAUCAAACAUCCCGGGGGAUGUGCCAAUGUGCUUCUGACCUCUUCCAUGGUCCAUUGUAAAACUGAACUGAACCUGCAGGUGGCUCAGGCAGGAUGGGCCUCCAUUUUGGAUUCGUCAUUUUAUGUUCAGCAGAACCAUUCCAGCAGAGCCCCUGUUCACAGGCCAGCACACUGGGGAUCCUCAACACCACCUUCAACUCGUCCUUAAAUAUGGCAUCCCGCACUACAGAAUUCCAAUCUAUACGGGUGUUUCAGUGUGCUAAACAACCACUGCACGGCUAUCACUGCCCAGUGGUCCUAUCUUUUACACAGGCAGAGUCAUUCAACAGCCAAAGGGCAACCAUUUCCCUCACCUCAAUUUUACUACAUUAAUAAAGGAUAAAGCAUUUUCAGCAAACUAGUUUUGGAGCAACAGUUCUUUGAUUCAAUGUAAAAUGUUGUAAAAGCUGGCAGAUAGGAACCUGUAUUUUUACAAUAAAAAUUAUCUGCAGUAAUCUG